AUGCAAUAUUCGCGCUUCGCCAGCGACGAGAACCGAGUCUUCGACCACGCCGCGCACGCGCGGUUCACCAACGAUGAGAACGCAGUGCCGCAGGGGCCCGCGGGCCUCGCGGGCUCGAAGCUCGCGCUAGGGGUAGCCGAGUCUGUGCAGACGUCGGGACGCCGUGUCGCGCUGGGCGAUGUGACCAGCCAGGCCAACAAGCAGGCGCACGGAAAGCCUGGCGUUCUUGCGCACGCCCACUCCCGGCACGCUUCUGAAAAUCACAAUGGACCUGCCACGGCGCAGCUCGAGCACACAGGCGCACAACCGAUGAGCCCGCCCAUGGAGCUGCGGUCGCCGGAGAAAAUGUACUCGGACGACACCCUCCAGGGCGCGGAUCACGUGGGCGAGGACUUCAACGACGACACUUCGUCUGUGUCCUCUGACAGCGAGCCGCUGCUCCUGGUGUCGACCGAGGAGUCCAUGCGCGCUGUCCAGCUCGCAAACCAGGAGUUCUACUCAGAGUCCCCGGACCCCCUGGACGAAGACACCUACGACCUCGUCAUGGUCGUGGAGUACACCCAAGAGGUGUUCCAGUACCUGCACGAGCUCGAGGAAAAGUACAGGCCUCACCCUCGUUACAUGCAUUUCCAGCCGGAGCUCAAAUGGUCUUACCGCUCUACUCUGAUAGACUGGAUAGUCCAAGUGCACGCCCGCUUCCAGCUCCUGCCCGAGACUUUAUAUCUGACCGUCAACAUCAUCGACAGAUUCCUGUCCAGGAAAACGGUCACAUUGAACAGGUUCCAACUGGUUGGAGCCGCUGCUCUCUUUUUGGCAGCUAAAUUCGAAGAAAUCAAUUGCCCAACUUUGAAAGAGAUUCUCUACAUGCUCGACAACUCCUACACCAAAGAUGAACUUUUAAGAGCCGAAAGAUACAUGAUAAACACUUUAGAAUUCGAACUAGGCUGGCCUGGUCCCAUGUCCUUUCUGCGCAGGGUUAGUAAAGCCGACGACUACGAGUACGAUAUAAGGACUUUGGCAAAAUAUUUACUAGAGACUACAAUUAUGGAUUGUCGCUUGGUCUCCGCGCAGCCCAGCUGGCUAGCUGCAGGUGCCUACUACCUGAGCAGAGUAAUACUAGGCUUCAACAACUGGACCAAACAGCACAUUUACUGCUCGGGUUACACUGCCGAGCAGCUUUUUCCGCUAGCCACCAUAAUCCUGGAAAAUUGUAGGCACGCAUCUAAGCGCCACCAAGCCAUCUUUGAAAAGUACUCUGAACGCCGUCAUCGCCGCUCUUCUCAAGUUGUGGCGAGGUGGAUUGCAAUGGCCGAAGAGCGGAUCUCAUGA
Messenger RNA from Lachancea thermotolerans CBS 6340, 1329 nucleotides. RefSeq names its product cyclin family protein. The coding region runs from base 1 to 1329 and encodes 442 amino acids. Gene Ontology annotation, cellular component: centrosome; cytoplasm; cyclin-dependent protein kinase holoenzyme complex. Gene Ontology annotation, molecular function: cyclin-dependent protein serine/threonine kinase regulator activity. Lineage: Eukaryota; Fungi; Ascomycota; Saccharomycetes; Saccharomycetales; Saccharomycetaceae. The record is from RefSeq and is a predicted model, not a curated record. The transcript has a single exon. Gene Ontology annotation, biological process: regulation of cyclin-dependent protein serine/threonine kinase activity; mitotic cell cycle phase transition.